Aspergillus vadensis CBS 113365 is the source of this 684-nucleotide messenger RNA. RefSeq lists its product as uncharacterized. Lineage: Eukaryota; Fungi; Ascomycota; Eurotiomycetes; Eurotiales; Aspergillaceae. The coding region runs from base 138 to 491 and encodes 117 amino acids. The record is from RefSeq and is a predicted model, not a curated record. The transcript has a single exon.
AUAGCAGUAGUAGACUGUUGUCGAUGAUUGUCAAUCCCUCUUCGAAGAUUUUUGCUCCAAUGCGUCGAUGGUUGCUCGUGUGAUUGUUGAGUCGAUUUGAAUUGAAAUGGUAUGUAUUGUGCGUUGUGUGUGUGGCGAUGCUCGAUGCUGGAAAUGUGUGCGAAUUCGGGUAUGGACGAGAAAGCGAAGAAAAAAAAAAUCUUUCUUUGAGUUGUUCUUUCUUUUCAAUCGUCGUCGUCGCCGCCGCUAAUAUUUCCCUUGCACCAAACAACUGCUCUGAUAGUCUUUCUCUUCUUCUCUUCGAUAUACCCCGGAAUGUAUUCUUCAAUUCGAGACCGAUCGUAGAUUGCACGCGCACACCGACCGUCGACGACACCGGGAAAAAUCGAGAGGGAUCGAAAUCACGACGGAUUAAUUGCAACAAACUCACCUCUAAUCCUGCAGCCCUUCACCAGGAACGCAGCGGGCAAGGGUCGUUGGGUUGGUCGUAAGGAGUUGAGUGCUUGUCGUCGGCUUCCGUUGAAUUUCGCACUGUGGCUCGCUUGUGGAAGUUGCCCUACUACCCUAGUCUGGGAUUGGUUUAGUGUGGUCCCGUGAUGUGAUGAGUAAGCCGCUAGUCGAUGCCCGCUAACUAGCCGAUAAGCGAUAAGCCACUGCGCAAUAGAGCAGGAGACACUAGUCUAG